AUGAAGAUUUUAUAUCUCUGUGUGUUAGCAGCAUGUGCGUGGACGUCUGAGUCACUCAUACGUAUACCCCUCACAAAGUGUAACUCCUUGAGACAAUCUAUGUCUGACUCAGAGAGGGAUUUCAGUCGUUUAUUCCAUGAUUCCUACUCCGACAACUUUGACGACGAUGACGCCAGUGGGUCCAGCAAAGUGGCUCUGAGGAACUAUGUUGAUGCUCAGUUCUAUGGAGAGAUUCGUUUAGGAACCCCACCUCAAAUGUUCAGGGUGACCUUUGACACUGGAUCCAACAAUCUCUGGGUGCCUUCUUCCAAGUGUUCCGUCACUGACAUCACAUGCUUGAUUCACUGGAAAUACAAUGAUACCCAGUCCAGCACAUAUGUCAAGGGUGGAAGAAAGUUUUCAAUGCAUUAUGGACUGGGAAGUGUAACUGGGUACCUCAGCCAGGAUACGUGCAUAAUUGGAAGUGUAUCCGUAAAAGAUCAGGUGUUUGGUGAGGCCGUCAAGAUAUAUGGAGCGAACUUCGUUGGUGCUAAGUUCGAUGGAGUUCUGGGAAUGUCUUACCCAACAAAUGAUGCCAUGAGCCCUGUCUUUGACAACAUAAUGAAAGAGAAGCUGUUGGCGGAGAAUGUUUUCUCCUUCUACCUCAACCACAAGAUCUCCUCCAACCAGCCAGGGGGACAGCUAAUGCUGGGAGGGACUGACCCUGCAUACUACACCGGGGACUUCCACUAUGUCAACAUCACCACAAAGGACCUCUGGAACAUCCACAUGGACGGUUUGAGCGUUGGAGAGGAUGUCAAGCUGUGUAAAGGUGGCUGUGAGGCCGUGGUGGACACUGGCACCUCCCUGAUCCUAGGUCCCUAUGAUGAGAUCAGUGCUCUGCAGAAGGCUGUAGGAGCUGUGCCCUGGAACCGUGGAAAGUACACGGUUGACUGUGAGAAAGUGUCCUCCCUCCCCAGUGUCUCCUUCACUGUCAGUGGAAAGGUCUACCCUCUGACUGGAGAACAGUAUAUUCUCAGGUGGACUACGAAGGGCAAGAAAGUCUGCCUUUUAGGAUUUUUCCCCUCAAGCUUCCCUGGCUGGACCCUGGGAGAUAUCUUCAUUGGAGCUUACUACACAGUCUUUGACCGGGACAACGAUAGGGUGGGAUUUGCCAAAGCAAUAUAA
Salvelinus namaycush (lake trout) is the source of this 1167-nucleotide messenger RNA. RefSeq names its product cathepsin D-like. Gene Ontology annotation, molecular function: aspartic-type endopeptidase activity. NCBI's taxonomy places the organism in Eukaryota, Metazoa, Chordata, Actinopteri, Salmoniformes, Salmonidae. The transcript is spliced from 9 exons. The coding region runs from base 1 to 1167 and encodes 388 amino acids. Gene Ontology annotation, biological process: proteolysis. The record is from RefSeq and is a predicted model, not a curated record.